AUGAGCGAACCCUCCCCCAACUCCCCAUUCAUGUGCAAUACCAGCGGCUCCAUCUACACUGGUAUGGCCCUACGAAAAGUCCCGACUAAUUCUUACCACAACACCACUACGGACCAAGCCCAGUCCACAACAUUCUCAGUACCACCUGGAGAGCUCAAGGGUCCCAUGUGGGGCCUCUCGUGCUACGAUGAUGUCCAAGGCCUCUACACAUACAAGGAGAUUGACCCGUUGAACAUUCCGCUUCCUCCUUCAGCGUCAGUCAAUAUUCACCACACCCAAUACUCUUGCGGACCUUACGCUGGCUCCUGUUUCACCCAGGGGUAUAACCACGACGUCUACUCUGAACAGACCUAUUCAAUGUCUUCGGAUUUGUCUCAAGGGCUGCUUCUAUCCAGCUCUCAGGAGUCGCAUGACGGCACCAUUUACAGUUACGAGACUCCCUCUAGGACCAACCACGCGCACCACUCGCACAGCUCUUCAUUUUCUGACAUGGGUCAGCCAGCCUCUUAUCACGAGGAGUUGCACGCCUCCUCUUACGACUCGCAACAGUCGUGUUUCUCCGACGAGUCGCGGUUGUCUUCCUUCUCCGAAACCCCACGGACUCCAUUUUCAAUUCAGGAGUUGCCAUGCGCCAUGGAGAAGUUCUCAACCUACUUCCAUGAAUCCCCCAAACCCGCGGAUAUGGAUAUCCUCUCACCUGAAGGAUCGGACUCUGACCAGGGUUCCAGUGAAGCUUGUGGAACCGCCGUCCAACAACUUGAGAGAGUCUCCUCCCUUCUGUCUUCAACUCCUACGGGACACUUCUCGAACGUUGACCCACGGGUGAGAGCAACAUCAUUGUUCAACACCCACGUUCCAAAGAGGGUCUCAAUUGAGAAUUGCGAAGAAAUAAAGGCCCUAAAGAUCAAACGCCCCCUCAAGAAGCCCAAGGUUCUGAAGGAGUUUCCCUCUGUGGCAGACUUUGUGUAUGACCCCAAUCAUGAGUAUGAUCCCUUCGUGCAGCCCACCUCGGCUGCUAUGGCGAUGCUCAUGAGUUGCUUGAAGCCAACCAAGAAGGAUCAGGUUAUGAUUCUGAAGGAAAAUAAGCGCCAAUUCUGGCAGCCAAACUCCAAAUACCGAUGCCACUCAUACGUGGACCGGAUUCUGGCUAGUGAGACACUCAUUGCCAUGCUCUUCAAGUCUAAGAAGGGCCCAAUUGCCUGCAACCACUGCUCCCUCAAGUUUGAGAAUUACUUGGCGAUUGCUGCCCAUUUCGAUCAGUACAACGUCACACGUCCUGGACGGUGUAAGUAUGACGAUUGCCUCUCCUCUGUCCUUGGGUUUGCUUCGCCUUCUGAGCAGAGCCGGCACACAAAGACUCAGCAUGGAAACACUGCUUACACAUGCAGUGCUGAGGGUUGCGCUUACCACAGUCCUCGACUUGACUGUGUGAAGCGUCACUAUUGCAAAAACCAUGGGGAAGAGGCUGACUCCAAGGUCCUCUCAAAAGGAGUGCGGGCUCUCAAGGAUCUGCCCAACAAGUUCCAGGAUGUUAAGAAGUCAAAAACACUGACUGACGAAGAGGUUCGUCAGCAGGUGGCUCCUAUCCUGGCGAAGUUGCGUGAGCUCCUGUAG
This is a messenger RNA of Yarrowia lipolytica CLIB122, 1614 nucleotides long. RefSeq lists its product as uncharacterized. NCBI's taxonomy places the organism in Eukaryota, Fungi, Ascomycota, Dipodascomycetes, Dipodascales. The record is from RefSeq and is a predicted model, not a curated record.